Colias croceus (clouded yellow) is the source of this 2322-nucleotide messenger RNA. RefSeq names its product mRNA-capping enzyme (gene mRNA-cap). Bases 243 to 2009 code for a protein of 588 amino acids. The transcript is spliced from 12 exons. Gene Ontology annotation, biological process: dephosphorylation; 7-methylguanosine mRNA capping. Gene Ontology annotation, molecular function: protein tyrosine/serine/threonine phosphatase activity; ATP binding; mRNA 5'-triphosphate monophosphatase activity. The record is from RefSeq and is a predicted model, not a curated record. Lineage: Eukaryota; Metazoa; Arthropoda; Insecta; Lepidoptera; Pieridae.
GUUUUAUUUUAUUCACGUUACAAGUACCUAUGCCAAAGUAUGCUUUCGUGGUGAAUUAAUUCAUUUUCUUUUAAUUAUUUGUACUGGAUUAGGAUUUGUACUAGGUAUUUGUGUAUAUAAUGAUAGUGUGUGACAUAUUACAAAAGUUAUUAAGUUGUGUUAUAAAUCAUAUUUAAAUUGGCUGCGAUAUCCCUGCAGAAGUGAUUUGUGUUUUUCUUUACGAUUGUGAUUACGAAGUUGAAAUGACCAACCAAGAUCCAGGACCAGUGCCAGAUCGGUGGCUUCAUUGUCCACGGAAAUCAUCAGGGUUAAUAGCCGAAAAAUUCUUAGCAUUUAAGACGCCAUUAGGACCUAAAUUCAAUGAUAAAUUACCUGAAUGUAAUCGGUUUACGCCAUCAAUGUUAUUUAGUUAUGUGAAAGACCUAAAGUUGAAACUUGGGCUGUGGAUUGAUCUCACGAAUACCAGUCGUUUUUAUGAUAAAAAGGAAAUUGAAAAAAUGGAUUGUAAAUAUGUAAAAUUAUCCUGCCGUGGUCAUGGAGAAACACCUUCUGUGGAACAAACUAGGGCUUUUAUAAAGAUAGUGAAAAACUUCAUUGCCCAGAAUCCUCUAUUGAUUAUUGGAGUUCACUGCACUCAUGGAUUCAACCGGACAGGUUUUCUGUUAGUCUCGUACAUGACAGAAGAAUUGGAUUGCAGUGUUGAUGCAGCUCUUGCGGUGUUUGCUCACAAAAGAGACCCAGGCAUAUACAAACAGGACUAUAUACUGGAGUUAUACAAACGUUAUGAUGACGAGACCCAAACCCCAACUGCUCCGCCAAGACCAGACUGGUGUGAUGAGGAAGAAAUUGACUAUGAUGAUGAUGAUGCUCCAAGCUUUUCUCAAUCGUCACACCAUGCAACGGCACAUAAGAAUGCAAAAAACAAAAAGCGUAAGAAAGAGACUAACUACAAGAAAGCGUCCUUCAUGCCGGAAGUGCACGGUGUAGAGCCAUUCGACAGCCAGCCCCGUCUUCUGCAAGUGCAGCAAAAAGUGCAGCAGUUCUGUAAAUGGGAGUCCACUGGAUUCCCUGGCUCUCAACCCGUGUCUAUGGACAUGGAUAAUAUAAAGAAGCUGCAUAAGAAACCGUAUAGGGUGUCGUGGAAGGCGGACGGAGUGAGGUACAUGAUGCUAAUAGAGGACAAGGAUGAAGUGUAUAUGUUGGACAGAGACAACUGCGCGUUCAAAGUGCACGGCCUGUACUUCCCGCACAACAAGGAGGACCGCCAUCUCAGAAACACGCUGCUUGACGGUGAGAUGGUAGUAGACCACGUGGACGGCGAGAGCAAGCCGCGCUUCUUGUGCUAUGACAUCAUUCGGUUCGAAGACCAGAACGUUGGCAAGGAACCUUUCCACCCCGUUAGGAGUAGCUGCAUACAGAACGAGAUUAUUAGCCCGAGGGACCGCGCGAUAACCAGCGGCGCGAUCGACAAGACCGCGGAGCCGUUCCGCGUGGCGCUGAAGGCGUUCUGGGACGUGGCCGUCGCGGAGCGGCUGCUCGGCGAGCAGUUCGCGCGCUCCCUGCACCACGAGCCCGACGGGCUCAUCUUCCAGCCGGCCAAGGAGCCCUAUGUGCCCGGCCAGUGCGACGACGUAUUGAAGUGGAAACCGAGCGAUAUGAACAGCGUUGAUUUUCGCCUGAAAAUCGUCUCCACGGAAUGUGGCAUAAAAAAAGUGACGGAAGGCUACUUAUACGUCGGAUCAUUGACAAGGCCGUUCGCAGUUAUGAAGAACGUCAAGAACAUAAAACACUUGCACGAUAAAAUCAUCGAGUGCAAGUAUGAGGACAACAAGUGGGUGUUUAUGCGCGAACGGACGGACAAAUCGUUCCCGAACAGCUUUAAAACGGCUAUGUCUGUAUCGAAAAGUAUACAGAACCCGGUGACAAAGGAAUAUCUUCUACAUUAUAUAGCGCGCUACAGAUACCAAGUCGAUUCCGAACACAUGCCGCCACCGAAACGGAGAAGAUAAACGUUCGGAAAUAAUAAAGAUAUUAGAUGUCAAAAAACGUGUAUAAAUUCUCAUUGUUAUUAUUUAAGUACACACGGUAUGUUUACUACAAAAUAAAUUGUAUGUUCCCUAUUCAUUUUAUUUUGCUAAAACUUGAUAUGAAAUCAGAAAUAUAUGAUCAAUUUCAAUUGCCAUUUAUUAAACUGUGUUUUGAAUACUUAUUAUUUAUUUUGUGUGAUGUUAAACGAUAUUCGUGAAGCAGUUAUACAUUUCUGUAUGUAAACCGACCUUUUUGUUGUAAUUUUUGCAAUGUGAAAUAAAUGUUCACAAUUUA